GUCGUCUGAUAACGAUGAUCUGCGAUAAGCUCCGCAUGAACUAGAUAUGGCUACAAAUCCCUUUAAUGCAGACAACAGACGUAAGCAUCGCCCUGUCAGCUUGCCCAGCAUAUCAAAUCUCCUUUUAUUUUCUACAAGCAGAUAGAUUAUUCUUCCUUGGGAGGACGCUCACAAUAAUACUGUUAUUUUGGAUAUUACUCAGGUCUGCAGUUUGAGAAGGCAACUACUCUUCUUUCCCGUACGUAUCAACACAAACGCCUCAGAAUAUUCCCGCAGACGUAAGCACGACCCUCCCAGCAGGCUGGACUCCACACCGAACUGCGUUUCUCUCUGCGCAAGACGACGCAGUAACGAUCCCGGACAUACAGCAAUCUAUUCAACGAGGUACAAACCCGGUAUAAGAUUGAAAUGGCGCAUCCGUCACCGUCGCCGUAUUACUCGCUUCUGGCGACGCAGCAGCAGAGCAACGCUCCGCCUCCACUGCCUCCGUUCCCCGGCUCGCCCCAGCAACAGCAUCAUCAACAGCAUCAGCAGCAAGGACUACAACCUGGACUACCACCAUUAUCAGCACCGUCCUACUCUGUCGGGGGUAGUGGAGCGUCGUCGAUGCCGUUGCAGUAUACGGCCUCUACGAUGCUACCGCAGGGUAAUGCGCAAUAUCAGCAAUCGACCGUAGCGCCGCCAGAAUAUCACAAUCUUCCGCAGGUCCAGCAGCGGAAACCGGUGGCAGUUGCACCAGCAUCACCAGCGAUCCCGCGCCGACAACAGACGCCGCAGUCACCGCAGUCGCCUAGGCGAGUGGGCGCGGGAGCGGAUGGAUCGCCGCUGGGAGGCGUCGGAGGAGGAGCAGGCGGACAGUUUGUGCCGGCAUCACUAAAAGACAAGUCGCGCGGAGAUCUGGCGCAGCUGCUAGAGGACGAUGCGGUGCUUACGGCUUACUUUGAGGCUACGCAUCCGGCGUCGGUGAGCCAUCGCGAGGCGGUAGAGACGCUGGCUGGCAAGAUUGCCGCCUCGGGGACGCGGAUCAAUGCGAAGGAGGAGACGCUGAGCAGUCGUCGGACGACGGUGGAGAAGCAGCUGCGGGAGGCGCAGAAGCAGGACGACGUGUGGCAUGCGCGGGAGAAGGAGAUGUAUGCGGCACUGCAGCCGUACUCGAGCAGUGGCCUGAAGGCGCGGUUGAGUGCUGCUACGGCGGAGGCCGAGCAGGUGUCGGAGGCGCUCGCGGGAUCAUUUUUGGAUAUGAGUGGGAGCAGCAGUCGCGGAGGGCUGGAUGCAGGACAGUUUGUGAGGGAUUACAGGCAGGUGAGGAAGAUAUUCCAUCUGCGGAAGGAGAGGCUCGAGCGGUGGAAGGAGGAGCGGGUCGGCGGGGCGAGUGUGCGGAGGUAGGGCAGCCAUGAUGGAAUGGUGGGGAGGAUUGCAUCAGGAGAGAGAGAGACUAGACGAGGCCAGACGCGAUGGACGAGUAGGUGAAAUAGCCGGGGAUGGCUGAGGAGGGGGAGGGGUGAAUCAGGACGCAGGGUAUUUACGCCGACAUAUGCCGCGAGGACAGGGCGUAAUAUAAUACAGCUACAGCUGUAGUUAUGUCUUAGUUGAAGUAGACUACAACCAAUAAAUACAGCACAGACACAGUGCAAACCAGAA
Molecule: messenger RNA, 1641 nt
Organism: Myxozyma melibiosi
Lineage: Eukaryota; Fungi; Ascomycota; Lipomycetes; Lipomycetales; Lipomycetaceae
Exons: 1
Coding region: 409-1386 (325 amino acids)
Biological process (GO): protein targeting to vacuole; protein targeting to membrane; ubiquitin-dependent protein catabolic process via the multivesicular body sorting pathway
Cellular component (GO): ESCRT I complex
Source: RefSeq, a predicted model, not a curated record